AUGAGUUUGGACACGGAUGUGGACAGCAAGCAGGUCAACAAUGAGAUUUUCGCCAUGAUGAAGGUAAUACACGCAGACUCCAACAAACUGAGCAACACCGAGAAGCUCGACGAACUUAGUCAGAGGCUCCUCAACAAUGUUGCAUCUCAGCUCAGGUGGUGUUUUGUGGACAGCACCGGCCUCAUGUGGGAUCCGGAGAGGAGGGAACUCGUGGGCUCCCCUGACUGGACGAGGAUUUGUCGGCUGCUCUUCGGGGAGGUACGUGAGAACGGGACCUGGGUCCUGGUCAACAGCCGGCCGUAUUGCAUGCACAAUAGGAUCUGCAAGAGGCCAUCGGCAGCUCAUUCCUUUCUUGAGCGCUACGGCAUCCAUGCGAACCUUGAGAAGGCAACCCAUGCUCAUAUCACCAUCGCCAAGAUCGCCAAGGUUGAUCCCAAGUGGCUGGAGACCAAUCUGAGCAUUUCUUCGGAUUUGGCAACCAGGAUUCGGCAAGAGGCUGGUGCAGAGAUCGCAAGGUGCUGUGACUGCAUGGAGCGAUGGUCGGCGCUGUUUAAGGACACCUUUGGCAACCCUUACGCCGACCCCGUCCCCAAGUACAAGGAGACCCCGCAGAAGCGACUCUGGACGCUGCUGUGGCACCUGAAGCACUUGCACGAGGCCGGGGUAAUUAAGAUCAUCUCUGAGGAUCAGAUGAAUUGCAUCCUCGGGUUCAACCUGCUCGUCGUGCAGCAGCCUGAAUUUCACCAGGAGAUCUCCAAGUUCGUCCUGACAAACAGCAGCUGGGCCGCUCGCCGAGGGGCAUCCAACAUCCCUACCCGCCCCGUGUACGAGCUGCUGCGCAUGAUCGGAGUGGCCCCUGUCUCUGAAUCUCGAGGACCUAAGGAGUUUGAUCCGACGCCCGGCAAGGCUGGAAAUGAGCAGGAUCAGAUGUAUGCGACAAGGUCCUGA
Messenger RNA from Guillardia theta CCMP2712, 948 nucleotides. RefSeq lists its product as hypothetical. NCBI's taxonomy places the organism in Eukaryota, Cryptophyceae, Pyrenomonadales, Geminigeraceae. The transcript is spliced from 3 exons. The record is from RefSeq and is a predicted model, not a curated record. Bases 1 to 948 code for a protein of 315 amino acids.